Molecule: messenger RNA, 3728 nt
Organism: Pyricularia grisea
Lineage: Eukaryota; Fungi; Ascomycota; Sordariomycetes; Magnaporthales; Pyriculariaceae
Exons: 4
Coding region: 837-3314 (825 amino acids)
Molecular function (GO): ADP binding
Source: RefSeq, a predicted model, not a curated record
AUUGGUCCUACCAGUCGCUGUGCGUACCUGACCGAUGGUUUGAUUUCGUCUCGAAUAUAGCACAAACGCGCAAAAANAAAAAAAAAAAAAAAAAAAAAAAAAAGAUAAAUAACAAACAAUGUAAGGUCACGGGCACUCGUCAUGACGAGAUGCUUACUCCUUUCGAAUGCCGGACAAAACUGCCUCAAAGAUGCUGUCACACAAAGAAAACACGCCCUCACACCCCUCCGCCUCGCUCCGAAUACCCGGUCGAGCGAGGACAACAAAAAUGUGGUCUUGCAAAGAGUACACUCCUGCAGUACGUCCCGCCACAAUUAAAAAAAGACCGCUCCAGGUUUUGGCGUCGUGGCGUUGUCGCAUCUGGCGUCCAGCCAUGUCUAUGACGGAAGCCAAAAAAAGAACAAAGCAAUCAAAAGGAUGGCCAUCACCAAAGCGGAGACAUCAUAGCCCAGUCAAUGGCUGUAAUGCCGUAACGCGGCAAAGGCGCUCAACCGGAGAACAUGAUGAUGGCAAAAGAAAAGGACGACAGCAAGGUGGAGUGUAUGCUCAACUAGAUGCUCGGUACGGGCAGGGAUCAUCGACGUCGUAUUCUACCAUUGACGCAACGCAUGGGCAGCGGCUGCUUGCAUUCAAAAAGCACGAAAGGCAUAUCGUAAACAUCACGUUUGACGAUACCGAAAAAAAAAAAACAUACUAGCCAUGGGUUGAGGUGGCUCACCGGCGCAUGCAGCCAUCUCCCUGCCUGUGCGCGUGGGUGAUAGCAGGAUGCGAUGCGGUAAAAAAAAGGCUGGGGGUUGCAGAUCGAGGACGAACCCUUGUGCCAAGCCCGCCAGUUUAUGGGGGGGUGCGCCACACAUCAGUCACCGUCCUUGAAGUAUAUGAAGGGGAUAGUUCGCUCGCCAUCUCCUGCUUUGUAUCUGCCCCCGAACCCCCGGACAAAGUUUGUCUUUCUUGUUCCCCCAGAUAUCGUUCGGAGUUGUGUUAUGUCAAACGGGCUCGCCCCACACCGGUUCGAGAUGAUCUACCCAAACGAGAUCAAGAAGGGUGCAGACUAUGCAACCCGAAGUCGCCCCCAUCUCGACAAGUGCUCGGCAAGUCCCAUCUGGCGACUUGCUGUUGAGCGUGUCGUCGACCAGGCCGAUGACCUAAUCGUGCUGGCCGAGGUCGGUGGCCUGGACUACCCGACAGGCAUCGCCAAGAAGAGCCAGCGGUCCAUCGCUCGUGCAACCAGGAUGUUGGCUCCGUUCUCCGAGAAUAUACCAGCCUGGAAGCUUGUCGUCGACUUUGCCGCCGUUCUCACCGUUCUGUUUAGCCUCCAGUAUCACCUGGAGCCAUUAGACCUUCUUCUCGCAGGUGUCGUUGGUACGUGGAUAGCGUGCCGUGCCACCUUAGUUUGGGUACAGGCGGCGACCAAGGCGGCGAACGACAUAAAUUCGUAUCUGGACGAGUUGUGCCUGGCCAUGCCUCAGCUGUAUGCUGCAGAGGAGGGAUGCCUCACGCAGAGUGCCCAGGGUGCCCUGCUCGAGGUGUACAUACUGAUGGCACAGCAUCUAAUCCAUAAUUUGCGGUUUGUGGGGUCCCAUCAGCGUGUACUCCUUCAUCAGAGGGCAUGGACCAGACUCGCCACCCAAAGCUCAUCGGCAGUGUGGCAGCACAGAAAGUUAGUGGCAAUUGCGGAAGCGGAAUGCUUGAAAAGUAAAACUGCUCGAGAGCGCCUCGAAAUUGUUCAACAGAAGCAGCCGUCUUAUGGCAACGUUCCCGCACGGUUCGUUUCUCGCUUCCAUGGUAGAGACGAUGCUCUGCAGGCUAUUGCAAUAGCGCUACGUCCUGGGCAAGCCGGAUGUGGUGAGCUGAGAUCUUUUGUUCUCUUCGGCAUUGGCGGGGUUGGAAAAACCGAGAUAGCACAUCAAUACGUGGCCCAACAUCGUAAAGAUUAUUCGACCAUAUUUUGGGUCAACGCCUCCAACGUUGAGACGUUGAGGGAUGGCUUCGAGGAAAUCGCCCAACUAAUUGAGACAGAGCUUCAAGGCCCGCAGUCUCCUAUGACCAGAGUCCACAACUGGCUGAAUGACACAGACCAAACCUGGCUUAUGGUAGUCGACGGUGCAGAUGAUCUGGAGAUUUUGGAGAAAUUUUGGCCAGGCAAUGGUCGUGGUUCGGUACUUAUCACGACACGAGACCAUACAGGUGCGCAGGAACGAAGGUUGGACUCAGUUUACAAUGUCCGGCCAUUCAAACCCGCCGAAAGCGCCAAGUUCUUGUUAAACAGUAUAGGGAUGUACAAUCCGUCCCCGGACGACCGAGAGGUCGCCAAAGGUAUUACGUGUCGGCUCGGUCACCUCCCACUUACCCUCAACCAAGCCAGCGGGUUCAUCGUGCGUAGGCAACUGUCACUGCGCGACUUCAUGUACAAGUAUAGGCUCCAGCCAGACGCGGAGGAGAUCGACGAGCUGAAAUCAUGCGGAGGGUACCCGCGAAGCGUCGCUAGCGUAUGGGAGGACACAUUCUCCAGGAUCCCGGAAAAGUCUAUGCUCUUUUUGAACAUCCUUGCCUUUAUGCGGUCCAAGGGGGUCAAAGAGGAGGUCCUCUAUCUAGGAUCCGUGCUCCUCAGAAGGGCACAUCCAGAGAUGGGGAGAGAGGGCUGGAAACUGAUGCUCUUCAUGAACGAGAGUAUGGAGAUGUCCGAGGCGCAGGAGGUUCUGCUCAAGUGGGGACUGAUAUCCCGGGAUCCGCAGGCAGGUUUUGUGUCGAUGCUCCGGGCGGUGCGGCAGCAGACCAUACGCCGGUUGGGGAACGACGAGCGCGAGCACUUUUCUUUCAUUGCAAGAGAAAUACAGCGCCUCGUGGCGGAAAAGGAAGAGGGAGGAAAGGCUGAGAGGAUGGUGUCGGGAUUUGCGGGUUGCAUGCAAAAGCAGCAGCCCGAAGCUGAGAAGCUCACCCCUGUGCGGCCGCCGGCGCUUUGCGAAGCCAGUUCACCGACCGGACCGCCGCGAGGGAAGACUAGGUCUGAAUUUGCUGCAAAUCUAGUAACCCAAUCUCAGGCAGGAGAUUGCCAGCGCGUGGUGCGACCGAGCAUGAUGAGGCCCAACCUGACAGCUCCACCAUUGAAGAAGAGAUCAUUGGCGGAUUUGGUGGCUUUUAUGGCAACUCAACCGCCAGGAGGGAGUAAGAGCAGCGUGGCACCUGCCAUUAUGAGCACCGAGCGGGCCAGGGCGGCAGAGGCCAGGGCUUAUCAGAUGAGCGGGAUGUCGCGGCCGAGUUCCUCGGAGGAUCUACAGGCAUCGGACUCUGAGGAUUCUGAGACCGAUACCUGAAGGAAUGUAUUGAGGAUGUGCGUGAAGAUCGCAGGGACGCUCUUUUCUCCUUUAUCGAGAAGGUGUGCUGAGCCUCCUUUUAUCGAAGUUUGUCUUUGGAUGGCCUCUGAGUUCGUCAUGGGUCCUGGUUUCUUUUUUUGGGUUCUUUGUUUUCACUGGAUCGGGUAGCGAGCAUUGUAAAAAUACCUUUGGGAACUGAAAUACGAGUACUAAACUGUUACUCCAAGUCAGCGUUGUAUGAGCUUCAAAUUGAACACACUGUUUUGUGGUGGGAUACAUACCUACUGACAGUAUCAGGGAACGUGUGCCCAGAGCUAUACCCCACAAUAAGUGCUAUCAUCUUCAUCCAUAAAGAUAUCUCUUAUCCAAGUUCCUGCUAGAUGGGACGGGGCCAAUUCGGGACGUACCGCAUAG